Messenger RNA from Schistocerca serialis cubense, 819 nucleotides. RefSeq names its product aquaporin AQPAe.a-like. The transcript is spliced from 6 exons. Bases 1 to 819 code for a protein of 272 amino acids. NCBI's taxonomy places the organism in Eukaryota, Metazoa, Arthropoda, Insecta, Orthoptera, Acrididae. Gene Ontology annotation, biological process: transmembrane transport. Gene Ontology annotation, cellular component: plasma membrane. The record is from RefSeq and is a predicted model, not a curated record. Gene Ontology annotation, molecular function: water channel activity.
AUGCAACUGUGGAAUACUAAUUUAAGCACACCAGAGAGGAAUGUGACCUACAGUCCAAUCAUCCCAGGCGCUUGGGCUGCAGCAGGUUUGCACGAGGUCGAAGUGUACAGCACUACUUGGCGAAAGUUUGCAGCGGAGUUCAUAGGAACAUUCCUGUUGGUCCUCGUAGGAUGUGGCUCUACCACUGUAGCUUGGUCUGAAGGAUACAAGCCAACGACUGUUCAAAUUUCACUGGCCUUCGGGCUGAUUGUUGCAUGUGUUGUUCAGUGCCUGGGCCAUGUGAGCGGCGCGCACGUAAACCCAGCAGUAACGGUGGGCCUGUUGUCAGCCGGCCACGUUUUCCUCCUGAGGGCCGUGAUGUACAUAGCGGCCCAGUGUGCUGGCGCAAUAGCUGCUGCUGUUGUCCUCAAGGCGCUGACACCAGAGGAGUCCGAGUCGACAUUAGGUGUGACGGCAGUCAGCCCACAUUUGACGCUGACGCAGGCGGUCUUCGUGGAGGCUUUCAUAACAUUCUUCUUGGUGAUGACGGUGUUUGGCGCCAGGUCUGCCAGGGGCAGUGCUGGAUUUGCCAUUGGCUUAUCCAUCACGACAUGCCACCUGUUCGCGAUGCAGUACACAGGUGCUAGCAUGAAUCCGGCUCGCUCACUUGGGCCUGCAAUGGUGACUGGUGUGUGGCACAAUCACUGGGUGUACUGGAUGGGACCACUCGCAGGAGGCAUUGCAGCUGGCGCCAUGUCCAGUUGUCUCUUCAGACCAAGCGUCCCUAAAGCACCAGUCAGACCAACUAGAGACUCUGAACACAGGCCCCUACUUUCAUAA